This is a messenger RNA of Colletotrichum spaethianum, 345 nucleotides long. RefSeq lists its product as uncharacterized. The transcript is spliced from 2 exons. Bases 1 to 345 code for a protein of 114 amino acids. Lineage: Eukaryota; Fungi; Ascomycota; Sordariomycetes; Glomerellales; Glomerellaceae. The record is from RefSeq and is a predicted model, not a curated record.
AUGGCCAUUGUACCUGCACCUAUCCUCACAUACCAGGGCAAGGCUUGCAAAAAGAGGGGCGUGAAACCUCAAAAGCAUGGUAUGGUCUAUCAUAGCAAGCCUCAUCGACUGCUGCAGAAUGAGCCGGAGCUCGGAUUUCCUCCCGUGCGAGCAAAGCUCACCGUUGAAGGGGAGAAGCUCGACAAAGCAUCCCGUGUCAACUACUCGAAGCUAGUGACUGUUGAACACAAUGUCAAGGUCUUCUUCAUCGGUCACAUCAGCCCCGAGGCAAUGGACGACUUUGCGGGUGCUGUCGACACAUGCUGGGAGAGGAAGACACACUCACAUCGAAGAUCGAAGAGAUGA